AUGCAUUUGCCUCUGGUUUGUAAAUUCAAUUCCGCGAAGCUGGUCGUUUCGUACUCAAGCAAUAAUCAGUCUCGGCGGUCACUUGCCUCUUAUACGAGCACAUUACAACAUUGGGCGAUGAGGUCCGUCACACUACUAUCACAGCGGGAUACCAACCAAGUCGCAAACUUAUAUGAUACACCAGAUAGAGCUGAUAUGGAAAUGUCCUGGAAGGUUUUUAGUAAAAUCGCUAUUUUUCCUUUUAUUCCGCCUAUAGUACGCACUCUUAUUCAUUGCGUUGAGGAGCUUGUGUCUUACCGAGAAUCAGCUUUAUCCGGACAUUUUCUCUACAACACUACCGGAAAGGUAUGCAUAAUGAUGUGUCGCAUAUCUAGCAUGUAUUACCAUAGUCGCAAAGUUAUUCGAUUCCUGGCCGUUGGCUGCAUUUUGGAAACGGUAUCGUCGAUAAUAAUAAAGGUUUAUCUUGAUAAAUCAGCCCAAUACAGACCGGAUCCUGUGAAAGGAAUUCACGUCUGCACAAAACUUCCAAAUCAAUACUGGGUUUUUGCUUACGCCAUUCCUCCGAUUCUAUUUGAAUCGAUGCUUCUAGCAAUGGCGCUAUCAAAAGGAAUAGGCUACUAUCGCUCUCGGAGAAAUAUAUCAGGCUUAUCAUGGGGUCAACCGACUUUGACUCAAGUUUUGUUUCGCGAUAGCAUAACAUUCCCUUUUGUUACAUUGAUGGUCAUUGUUAGCUACAUGCUCACCUUGGCACAUUUACCGAUUGUUGAUAAUCAAGUCUCCUUCAUCUUUUUCUCUUUUUGGCCGUCUAUAGCUGGUCCCCGACUUAUUCUAAAUCUGAGGGAUGCUUAUUACAAGCCUUUUGAAGAAGAGUGCAGCGAUUUAUACAUUUAUGGCGAUCAUGAAACAAUUUCUGGCACAGCGGCGUAA
Psilocybe cubensis is the source of this 927-nucleotide messenger RNA. RefSeq lists its product as uncharacterized. Lineage: Eukaryota; Fungi; Basidiomycota; Agaricomycetes; Agaricales; Agrocybaceae. The transcript is spliced from 8 exons. The record is from RefSeq and is a predicted model, not a curated record. The coding region runs from base 1 to 927 and encodes 308 amino acids.